Messenger RNA from Cyprinodon variegatus (sheepshead minnow), 1570 nucleotides. Its product is annotated as ras-related protein Rab-39B. Gene Ontology annotation, molecular function: GTPase activity; GTP binding. Gene Ontology annotation, biological process: Rab protein signal transduction. Gene Ontology annotation, cellular component: Golgi membrane. NCBI's taxonomy places the organism in Eukaryota, Metazoa, Chordata, Actinopteri, Cyprinodontiformes, Cyprinodontidae. The record is from RefSeq and is a predicted model, not a curated record. The coding region runs from base 468 to 1109 and encodes 213 amino acids. The transcript is spliced from 4 exons.
GAUGCUGCCCCUGCUGCUCUCUGCUGCCAUUUCAUCAGCUCCAAACAAUCAGCAAACACAGACUGGACCCCCCUCCUCCUCCUCAUCCUGACAGCCUGCCCCCUCCCUCAGCAAACUGAGACCUGGGGCUCCGUCUGGUCCUGCGCGUAAAGGAAAGGAAGCUGCACCUGCUGUGGAUGCGCUGCGCUCCGGGCUGUCCAGCGGGGCCUGACCGUGAGAAAGCGCCAGAUCCGGGCUCCAGGGGCCUGCUGUAGCCGAACCAGCCGGCCUCUUUACUGAGCAUCGAUCCAGUCAGACCCGUCGGUGCCAUGGGGCUCUCAUCGGCCUGGAUCUGAACAACCAGGGGAGGAGGAGCAGAAACUCCGGCCUAAAGGGGACACAUUUCAUCCUGCAACUCGCGCUGACGCACGCGCCCGCCGCGCGCUCCCCCCUCAGCAGUCCUCAGCAGCGCGCGGAGCGACGCAGCCAUGGAGGCCAUAUGGCUCUACCAGUUCCGCCUCAUCGUCAUCGGGGACUCCACGGUGGGCAAGUCGUGUCUCAUCCGGCGGUUCACGGAGGGUCGCUUCGCCCAGGUGUCCGACCCCACCGUGGGCGUGGAUUUCUUCUCCCGGCUGGUGGAGAUCGAGCCCGGGAAGCGGAUCAAGCUGCAGAUCUGGGACACCGCGGGUCAGGAGCGCUUCAGGUCUAUUACCAGAGCCUACUACCGUAACUCUGUGGGCGGGCUCCUCCUCUUUGACAUCACCAACCGGCGCUCCUUCCAGAACGUCCACGACUGGCUGGAAGAGGCCCGCAGCCACGUCCAGCCGCACAGUAUCGUGUUCCUGCUGGUGGGCCACAAGUGUGACCUGGAGGCACAGCGCCAGGUGACUCAGCAGGAAGCGGAGAAGCUUGCCGGGGCCUACGGGAUGCGCUACAUUGAGACUUCUGCCCGUGACGCCAUCAACGUGGAGCACGCCUUCACCGAGCUGACCAGGGAGAUCUUCGCCUUGGUUCGGUCCGGGGACAUCACCAUCCAGGAGGGCUGGGAGGGCGUGAAGAGCGGCUUCGUUCCCAACGUGGUACAUUCGUCGGAGGAGGUGACCAAGAGUGACCGCCGCUGCCUCUGUUGAUCUGGGAAGAGUGUUGAUGAUGGGAAUGACGGUCCGAAAAGGAGUGGAUGCCAAGCGGAAUAUGGCCGACAGACUGCGGAGUCAUCCCUCCGAACAGAACAGUUCAGAACGCUGCGGGUGUUCUUCCUUCAGACUGGAAUCAGACAGACGGGGGGAGAAAUCCAGUGCAGAUGCUGGUCGUUGGGGUGGAUGAACAUCAUAAUCAUGGAUGGAGGACUCAAAGGGGUGGAUCCAUUUCUGUACAUGUUUUGUUUCUCAGAAGGAAAGGCUCAAAGUUAUUUUUGGUGGCUCCUUUGAUGGAACUGCUUUCCCAGAAAGUCUCGCUAAGGCCUUAGAAAACCAGAUCCUCUGUUUCGUUUUAAUUUCUCCCAUUAUCACUCCUUCCAUUAAACAACUCUUAAUAUGCAAUUUAUAAUCACAUUAAAGUAAUCCCAUCUUUAUUUGGCCAUUUCUUAAAAAAA